GUAGUGCUGAGCCACGGGAGGCAGCAGCCCUGCCCCCUUCCUGGGGGUCUGGCCUUUGUUCCUGCUCCCUAAGGCCCCCGAGACUGGCUGUCCCUCUGGGUGGUAUUGUUGGUCCACAGGGUCCCAGUAGGGGCACUGGGCAGUAGCUGCCACUUGGCCAAGUUGUGGCAGGCUUGCGUGAGUGUGUGGUGAGGGGGCGUCUUGGAAGAGGCCUACAGGCGGCCUACAGGCCGAUGACCCCUUGGGUCAGGAAAUGGGAAUGGGGUGUAGAGGCCAGGGCUUUUCCUACUCCCCUUGGGCUGCACAGAUGCAGGCAACCCUGGCCAGCUGACCUGCCUGACUUAGAGGGCCCUGGUGGUGGCCAGAGCUCCCAGGGGGGAGCUAUGCAUGGUCUCCCAGGAUUCCAGCAGCCUCUGCUCUGGCUGGCAGCCCGUGGGCCCCCUUCCCACUUUUGCGGGUAUACCACCUUUGGAUGUCCCCAAGCCCAUGUGCCAGGGUGCAGAGCCACCAUGGUGAAAGGGGUAGGGGCUGGGCUCAGCAUGUCUCUGGUCCAUGGACCCUUCCCUCAUCACACAGUUGCUGCUGCUGUGACAGCCAUCUCACGUUGAGGCCAGAAGAGGCGGAGAGGUGAAAAGACCGCCAUACCUGUGUCUCUGACAAGACACAAGAGCUUUUCAGUAGAGACGGGGUUUCGCUAUGUUGACCAGGAUGGUCUUGAUCUCUUGACCUCGUGAUCCACCCGCCUCGGCCUCCCAAAGUGCUGGAAUACAGGUGUGAGCCACCGCGCCCGGACAGAUUCUGUUCUUUGAAAUGAUGCUUUCUCCGGUAUUCUGUUAUAGCAGCACAUGAGGACAAAGCCUGGGCGUGCAGGUGGGCGUGUGCAAGGGUGUUGGAGGGUGUUUGACUCAAUUUUUAGACCACAUUGGGGCCAGGAUACCUGCAGGUGUCAGGGGACAUUAACUUCAGACCUUGGUGAAUAAAAGCCAGUGUUCCUGAGUUUGGCAAGAAAACCUUUGGUAGAGACUCUUCAUAGCCACUCCAGGCUACAAGAUGGGGUGUUUGUUUCAUCCCUACCCACCUUCCUGUCCUCGCCCCAAAGGCAAUGUCAGCAGCUGGCCGGCAUCAGAGGCACUCAGAUAGGAGUCCUUGGAGACCCCCGCCCAGGGGAACUGGAAGUGCCUCGAGUUCUGAGGGAUGGGGCGGCAGGGACAGGAGGGGAUGCCGUUAAACAGGCUGACCCUUCUCAGGAGAGUCCCUUCCCUGGCGUGGGUCCUGGUGAAACUGUGCCCCGAGUUAAGGCAGUGACUGAAGUCCUGAGCUUACAGGACUGCCAAUGAAACAACUUGCUCAAAUGCAGAGACUCCCUCCGCUUGUGAGAUUAAGGAAAAAUGGAGCCAGUGCAUUUGCCCAGAACCAGCUCGCUGAUGUCACAGCCUGAAUGUCACAUGUGCUUCAUGACGAGGACCUGCGAGUUUUGGCGAUGGACACUCCCCAGAGUUCCGGCCCCCCUGAAGCCACAGGCAAUAGCACAAAGCUGGCCUUGCCACCCCGAAUCUCCCGAGUGAAUGGCUGUUCACCGCCUAGGAAUGCCUUCCAGUCAGUGUCCUGGGCCAUCUUCCUGACCCUGUCCUUGGCCAUCUUCGGAAUCUUCAUUCCCUUCCUGCCUCACACGUGGAAAUACAUCGCCUACGUGGUGGCCGGGGGGAUUUUCUUUUUCCACCUCAUCUUUCACCUGAUCGCCUGCUACAUCGACCCAGCUGACCCCAGCGUGAGACUCAAGGACUAUUCUCAGCCCUUGCCCAUCUUCGACAGAUCCAAACACGCACACGUGAUCCAGAACCAUUACUGCAAUCUGUGCAAGGUCACUGUGACCAAGAAAGCCAAGCACUGCAUUGCCUGCAACAAGUGUGUGUCCGGCUUUGACCACCACUGCAAAUGGCUCAACAACUGUGUGGGGAGCCGGAACUACUGGUUCUUCUUCAGCACUGUGGCCUCAGCCGUGGCUGGCCUGCUCUGCGUGAUCGCCAUCCUGCUGUACAUCCUCAUCCAGUACUUCGUGAACCCCUGGGUGCUCCGCACAGACCCCAAGUAUGAAGAUGUCAGGAGUGCGAACACAUGGCUGCUGUUCCUCCCGCUGUUCCCAGUGAAGCUGAAGACCCCGAUGGUCAUAGUCAUCGGGGCGGCUGUGUUCCUGCUGGACCUGCUUGGCUUGCUCCAGCUAGGGCAGCUGCUCAUGUUCCACAUCUACCUGAAGGUCAAGAAGUUGACCACCCUUGAUUAUCUCACUCAGACCCGUGAAAAUGAAGAGAGUUUAAAAUGCUAAGCAGAGAGGAAAGAUCCAUCCGUGCAAAUGGGGGAAGGAUAUCUUCAGCAAAGAGAAGGAGACGGCGCCCUGGGCUCUUCCGCACAGGGGAACUGCCUGCGGGGCCACCUGGGCGUUUGGAACAGUGGACCACAUGGACACCUGACGACUCUCAGCCUUCGUCUUCAGUGCAAGCCUGACCUAGCCCAUCACAGUCAGAGUUCUUCCAAAUGGGGAAAGUCAUCUACACCCGUGACAUUGUUUCAGUACAGAACAAUCCAGUCACCAAAUGCCUGUGGAGAGCGAGGAUUCGGGCCCGGGCACAGCUAGGUGGGAGCUUCGGGAAGAGGGGACAGUCUGUUCCAAUGGUGGUUCUCAGGCCAGUCCACCGAGAGCGGUCUGUCGUUGCCUGUGUUGCUCUGCACUACUGUGGAUCAGUAAACACGGGGGUGGGAUGGAAACACGGACACCCAGCAGGGUCCCACAGGCUUUCUGUACAGCUUCAGGGGGCUCCCAUCGGCUCGUGUCCACGAAGUGGCUGCUGUUAGCUUCCCACCUGCCACAACAAAUGACCACAGAUCCAGGCAUGUCGGCUCCGUGGGUCUCAGGCCUGGGCUGGCCCAGAGGGUCUGUGCCUAGGGCCUUGCAGGGCAGCAGCCACGGUCAGGGGCCAGAGUGCUCUCUGGGGCUCCUGAGGAAGAAUCUGUCCCAAGCUCCUUCAGGAUGCGCUGGGCAUCACGGUUUUCUGAGGCACCACCAUAAGGCCCCCAUAAGCACAGGGGGUCGUAGUAUCCUCCUCCUGCUUUCAUUCUCCGGGUUCUUCCUUCUCACUUCUGUUUUCUGAGGCUCAGGUGAUUACUGGGGCCUGUGAGGACAAUCCACGUCCCUGCUCCUGUCUUAGGGUCCUCUGCCUGCUGUGAGAGAUUGCCACAAAUGUGGAACGCUGUGGGCCCCAAGACGCCAUUCUGCCAUGUAGCAGUGAGCCAGGCUAUACCUGCUGGCUAAGGCACUGGUCUAGGGUGGGGCCCGCACAGUGGGAGAAAGCCCUGCUUUACAGCGUCCCAGUGGGAGGGAGUCAUGGUCCUUUACACGCAAAUCUCCUUCCAUUUCCCACUGUGCAGUAACCUGGGAGCACUCACACAACCUCCCGGGAGCUGCUGGUCUCCAGGUUUUGAGACAUGUGGCCUCACAGCAGUGGUGCUUAUAGGACACGCUGCAGCCCCCAGCUACCCUUAGGCCCUCACAAAGCUGAGAUGAGUUUCUUUCCUCCUGCCCGUC
This is a messenger RNA of Callithrix jacchus (white-tufted-ear marmoset), 3580 nucleotides long. Lineage: Eukaryota; Metazoa; Chordata; Mammalia; Primates; Cebidae. The record is from RefSeq and is a predicted model, not a curated record.